Messenger RNA from Penicillium olsonii, 1314 nucleotides. The record is from the annotation of a GenBank genome assembly. Lineage: Eukaryota; Fungi; Ascomycota; Eurotiomycetes; Eurotiales; Aspergillaceae.
AUGGAGGACAAUUGCAUCACCCACGAAGAUGCCUCCAAAGCACCAAACUCAGAGAAGGUUGAUCAAUCAAUGGUCCACCAGCCAACUUUGAUACGGUGGUAUAUUGAUACUAGGGACUGGGAAGACAAGGGUUUCGACCUUCCACUGGUCCACACUCUGACCCAGUCUGACCAAGAAGCUGUCAAGAGGUACUAUCACGCCUCAGACAAACGCAUGUCCCUGGCCUCACAGCUCUUGAAAUAUUAUUUUGUACACCAAACGACAGGUGCUAGCUGGGAUGAAAUCGAGAUUCAGCGCACUCCGGCUCCCGAAAAACGGCCAUUCUACGAUGCAAAUGUUGAUUUCAAUGUCAGCCAUCAAGCUGGUAUCACUUUAUUGGCAGGCACACGGGCUAGCAAAAAUAUCACUUCCGGGGGAACCUCUGCACCACGCGUCGGUGUCGAUAUUGCCUGUGCGGAUGAGCCCUCUCGUCGUCGCGCCGACCGGCCUCCAAAGACCCUUGCCGAUUUGGCGACUUUUGUGGACGUCUUCGCUGAAGUCCUCUCUUAUAAGGAACUUGAAACUAUCAAAAGUCCCCUCGGUACUAUUCGCAUGGCGUACGAACAUGGUCUGACUACCAUUAACCCGAAUGACACCAAUGAAGAGCUUCUCGCGGGCUACGGGCUACGACUCUUCUACUCGAUCUGGGCUUUGAAAGAGGCAUAUCUGAAAAUGACCGGAGAUGGCCUCAUAGCCUCCUGGAUUAAAGAGCUAGAAUUUUCAAACGUCGUUGCCCCAGCUCCUGCUAUACGAGACUCGUACAAGUCCGAGCCUACCAUUCAGCCUGCCUUUGCUAUUGCCCCUUCUGUGCAGAGAUGGAGUUCACCAUACAGCGAUGUCAAAGUCACUUUGAAGGGAAAACCUGUCGACCACGUGCGAAUGCAGCUAGUCGCUUUCGAAGGCGAUUACAUCGUCGCCACAGCUGCUUCCGGCUCCAAUGUCGGCGCUGUGCACAUUGAUGUCGUCAACAAAGAUAAUCACCAUAUGCCUGGAUAUAUCAACGUCGUUGAUCCCACCCAUGGAUCGAGGAAUAUUCGCAUCGCACCCGUUGCAGGGCGAGACGUCGGGGACCGAGAUCCUUGGCGCGUUCACUCGGCAAUUAGCGACCCUUGGCUGCCCAUGCAGGAGGUUGAUAUUGACGUCGAUAUCCGGCCCUGUGCUGAGGGGCGCUGCAGCCACCCGCUAAACCCCCACUCGGUCUUCGCGUAUGUACAUCCCCAAGUCACUCCACCAGGACCAAUAGCUAACCCUCGAUUUCGCAUCAAAGAAAUAUAG